Messenger RNA from Zophobas morio, 2196 nucleotides. It is a transcript of the gene Sap47, whose product is annotated as synapse-associated protein of 47 kDa. NCBI's taxonomy places the organism in Eukaryota, Metazoa, Arthropoda, Insecta, Coleoptera, Tenebrionidae. The record is from RefSeq and is a predicted model, not a curated record. The coding region runs from base 211 to 1452 and encodes 413 amino acids. Gene Ontology annotation, biological process: TORC2 signaling; regulation of short-term neuronal synaptic plasticity. The transcript is spliced from 8 exons. Gene Ontology annotation, cellular component: Golgi apparatus; nucleus; synapse.
AAGGGCAGUCGCAAACGCGAUAGCCGACAACCAAGUGGAGUGAGCAAGACACCGAAUUCUCCAGUGUAGCUCGAUUCGGGAUUUAAACAAUAAUAUAAAUACCUUAACCACACUUAAUAUGCAUUCAUUCGUCAUUUAAUCGCGCUCCAGGACGCUUCAUCCAUUCCACACCUGACCGUCGUGUUCUAGUGUGUCCAACCGAGAGCGAAAAUGUUUUCCGGACUUACUAAUCAGGUCACAUCUUGGAUGGGUUCCGCGAAAGGGGACCAAGAGGAAAAGGUGCCAACUCCAACCGAGGAAGGCAACGUGGUCAGCAGUCCAGACAAGAAAGACGCUAGUCCUACCAAGCCCGGCGGUGGUAGCCGUUUGGACAUGCUCACCAACGUUAGGUCCCAAAUCGAGGGAAUCGGGGGUUGGCUCGGCUCCAGCAUUCCUAAAUUGCGAAAAGGGGAAGAAGGUGGUUUGGAGGACCAACAGGUUCCCGUCGACGAAGGUACCGCCCAGGGUUCAGCUGAGCCCGCCAAGGGGUCACCUCAGCACAAAGAGGACGACGACAAUUCCAGUUUCUUACGUAGUGCCACCGGGGGUGCCGAUUCUGGCCCGCAAUCCAUCGCUGAAACACCAACCGAGGAAAAAGAAGGUCAAUUCGGGAACGUGCAAAGCAAGGCUUUGGCUGGAGCCAAGUCCUUUGGUAACUUUUUGUACUCGGCUGUGAACAAAGCGGGAAAAACCGUGAGCGAAGCGAGUGCAAAGAUUAAAGAGACCGUGGAAAAGAACAGUAUUCUCGGCGAGUUUAACAAGGAACAGGAGGCAUUCCUGAAGGGGCAGGCAGGUAACACUGCCACCGCCCUGCCUCCAUGGGCCGGUUGCUCCAACGAGGAGGCUCUCAAGGAAGAGUGCCUCAGCUUAUCGACCGAUAAAAAGAACUUCGUACGUAGUCCCCCGGCUGGGAUUGACUUCCAGUUCGACUACCAAGUAUCUUACCCCGUUGCAAUGGCCAUAAUGGAGCAGGAUCCUAAUCUGGAAAAAAUGCGAUACGAACUUGUGCCUAAAGUAAUAAGCGAAGAGAACUUUUGGAGGAAUUAUUUCUACCGCGUCAGCCUAAUUUGCCAGGCCAAUGAACUAUCGUUCAUGUCUCGCGACGGUGACAGCCAAUCGGCCAUCAAGCCUGUCACUUCUGAUCAGCCUAUAGCUAGUUCAGAUGACGAGAUGGAAGAGUUUGUGUCAGAUAGUUUACAGGCUAGCAGUGAAGAUUUUGUCGAAGUAGCGGAACGUAUGAUGAAAACGGUGCUAGUGUCACAACCGAAGGAAGAGUGGGAGCGCGAACUCGUGGCCGAACUACACGACUACGAGGUGGUCGCCGAGGAGAAACCGGAUGGCAAAAGGGACGUCUGGGAACAGGAGAUCGAAGAAAUCGAAGAGAUGUUGAAAGACGGAACUGACCUAAAAUAAGCAUACUUUGCGUGAGAUUGGGGCUUCUACUCCUACAUGGUCCGACUGAUUUGGCAUUCCAUUCAUUAUACGAUCUUAACUGAUUAUCUAGUCAUUUUCUGUCAGAGUUAGGAACGAUGUUUAAGGCACUAUCUACUCACCAAACGCCGGAACGUCGAUCUCAAUUUCGACCGUCCCUACUCUGAUCACUGAAUGUACUGAGUUUAUGUAACGUUGUGAUAGUUGGUACACUUCGGGUCUACACCUGCAACAUCUUACAGAAAACCAUACAAUAACUAUUAUCACCUAAAUGUAAUAAACAUGUGUGCAUUGCUAUGGAGGCUGUUUCAAAUCAUUCCUUUUAGUAAAUAGGUACUUGUGUAAAUAAUCAUUCAACACUCUUAACGUAGUUAAUGUUAUUUUUAAAGAUAAAGUACAAUAAUUCUUUAUAUAUAUAUAAUUAUUUUUAAAUAUAUAUGUAAGGAGAUGUAUAUUUUGCACUUGAAUAUUUAGUCACUCUACAAGCCAGCUCCUCUUGUAGACGUGUCAGAUAUCCAAGCAAAUUAGCAAGGAGAAGCGACAAGCUACACAAUUGAUUUGUAGUGUUGCUAAUGAUAUAAAUUUUUCAUAAUUUGCAGGUCGUUUAAAAAUGUUAAUGUCAUAGCAUCUAAAAUGUAGCUUAUGUGUGUUACGCAUGUUUAUCCUGUAUUCUAAUUGUUAUACAUCAUAAAAUUGUUAAAUAAAUGUAGCAACUGUGCCCAGUGA